Molecule: messenger RNA, 4950 nt
Organism: Micropterus salmoides (largemouth bass)
Lineage: Eukaryota; Metazoa; Chordata; Actinopteri; Centrarchiformes; Centrarchidae
Product: SITS-binding protein
Source: RefSeq, a predicted model, not a curated record
CGCAUGGAGAGUUUGCGAGCACGUGUGGGGGUUCCUCCCUUCCAGUCUGUCCGUGGCCUCCUCGCCCCGGUAUGCAGAUCCAAGACUCAGCCAAACCCUCCUGAUCCCCUAUUUCCCUCUCUCCACCUUUCCCAUGAAGAAACAACCCGGCGUUACGUCAGAAAGUGCAGGGCAAGCAAGACAGCGUCUUAGGAGCUAUUCGUAGGCAUUGCUGCCAAACCCGGGGCUGCUCACGAGCUCACUGCAGCCAAUGCAAUUUACAAAUCCAACUCUUUUAAAGCAGCAGCAGUAUGUGGUCUCUGUUGCUGGCACAAUUGCGCAAAAAAAACCCAACAGUGUAAACAGUGUAAAGAUAAAGAGUAGGCUGGUUUACCCUUUAGCCUCACUGAAAACACCAUGACAUGAUGAAGCAACAGGGAUUUUUGACGCACAGAGAGUUCUGCAGCAUUUUUUGCAUUUGAUUCUUUGCUGAUCUGAAAAAAACAACAACAAUGCCCCACGCUCGAAAUAGGAACCCUAGCCCCAUCCCAGAAGUAACAUGGGACACGGGAUUGAAGGAGAUGAACGAGACCUGGAAAGGAGCUAUUGCCUGUCUCGGGGUGGCCGUCUUCUUUGUCAUGACCAUCGGGAUCAUAUACUGGCAAGUGGUGGACCAGCCCAACAAGAACUGGAUCCUCAAGGGGACUUUUAGCGGACUGAUCUGGGAGAGAAGAACCCAAUCGCUGGUCAUACAGACCCUGACGGAGGACAAGACCUAUGUGGAGAUAGACGUCGGGAACGUGGGGAACCCCGACAUCGAGGUUCCCUUCGUGAGGAACCUGUGCUGGCUGAAUAAAACAGAGUUCUGCUAUACGUGGGACUCGGUGGCCGAGGUGAAGAUCUCGCUGGAGGUGAAUGAGGAGACGGAGACGGAGUGUUACAGCAUGACUUGGGCGCCGGUGCACUGUCAUGUGGAGCUGAAGGACUGCUUCUCCAUGACCAAUGUGUCCUGGUACGGCGGAGCCAGUGUUCGGGGUCAGACCUGGCCGAUCAACAAUCAAAACGCCACCACGCAGCCCUUCGUGGUGAGUGAUCUUAAGGACAAUCCCUCUGGCUUUGGCUCUGCCCUGGAACGCUACUUCCUGGGCUCAUCAGGUGUUGCUGUGCUUGUAUCUCCAGAUAUUCCCCUGCAGCUGGGGGUGGACAGUAGACAGCAGUUCUGCCUGCAGUCAUUGCCCAGUAUGGAGCGUCUCCCUCUGCAGUACACUGUGUGUGUGGCCUACGACAUGAAAGCUGCUCACCAGGAAGCAGUGCAGCAACUCUCCCAGCAGAGCAGGGAGCUGCCCAACAUGAAAGCACUGUGGCUGCCAUUCUGGAAGCUGCUCACCAAUGUGGAUUCAGGGCCGAAGGUGGAGAGGGAGCUGAGGACCUUCUCCAAUCGUCUGAGGAGACACCAGCUGGGGGAGGGAGUCAUCAGUCUCAAUGAACAUUCCACCACCCUCCUCUCUGACACGGACCACGACUACCUCAACAGCAGGAAAAGGGGGAUGUCCAAGAGACUGACCAGGGACCUCCCACUUGUCAAACUUCUUAACAUUUCCAUCACCCUGUCCCCUUUCCUGGGCGUGGGCACCACGCAGUUCCACACCUCCCUCAUGGAUGGCACCGAGGCCUACUGGCUCAGUCUUCCCUCAGACCCCCAGGGACAGCUGAUCCCUGUGAUGAGUCACUGGCGAGGAAAGUUCUGUGUAAAGCUGAAUAUCACCAACCCAGGAGCGGUGAGCUGGUUCCUGGACAGAGUGGGUUCCCUGCAGGUCCAUUUGGGGAUGGAGUAUGUCAUGCUGGAGGGAGGAGAAGGGAAUCUGUUUGAGGAGCAAGCCCUGCGGUCACCACAGGCUCUCUGGGGAGACAAGUACAUCAGCCAGCUGGCCGACCUGGCCACAAGGAUAGGAGACUCCACCAUUGUGACAGCAGGGACACGAUCGAGCCACAAGCCUCUCUUUGUCAGGAUGACCCCCUUGCUGUCCGACUGGAGCCCAAUGGGCUUGAAGGGCAUCAUUCCCUCCCUGCUCCACCACACUCUGCUGGGAUACAACUUCCUCAUUCCUGAUGCAGUAGGUGGUACUCUGUCUGGAGACCUGGUCACAGACGAGGAGUUGUUCAUCCGUUGGCUGGAGAUCACAGCAUUUCUCCCUGUUAUCAGCUUCCACACGCCACCUUGGGUCUUUGGAGAGGACAGGCUGCUAAACCUAACUCGGACCUACAUAGCAAAGCACCAGAGGGAUGUGGUCCCACUGAUAGAAAAGUAUGCAGAGGAGUGGCAGAUGACGGGAAACCCCAUCUACCGGCCGAUGUGGUGGCUCAGUCCCAGUGACCCCAUGACCUUCACCAUCGAUGACCAGUUCCUCAUCGGAGAUGAGGUCCUGGUGGCACCAGUGGUGGAGAAGGGAGCGGUGCAGAGGGAUAUUUAUUUACCUAAUGGAGGCUUCCAGUGGCAGGACAGCCAGAAUGCUCAGGUGUUUGAUGGGGGGACGUUCUUACAGGACUACCCUGUGCUGGAGGAGGUGGCCGUUUUCUUACGGAGAAGCUGAGUCAUAUGACUCAUCCUUUUACUUUUUUUGAAUCAAAUUCUUUUAAAAAAAUACUUGUGCUGUUCUCAACUUGCACUUUUCCACUAAAGACCAUUGACCCUGUCUCAAGGCCCUGUCUUGAGAUGAUAUGUCGAAAGAUUUUUUUUAUAUACCUGCACUUUACAGUUCAAAAUGAUUUGUGUGUUGUUUUUUCUUUGUGACAAUGUUUUUUUCUUCCUUUUUUAAAAUGUUACUUGGUUUUACCUCUUGGCUGAUUUGUUUUCGGACUUUUUGAUCUGUUAUGCCUUCUUUUUUCUUUUUUUUUGUUCAUAUACAAGUUCCGGAGAAAUCUGUGUGUUUACAUACUGCAUUUCUACAGUCUUUAAAUUUUUAGUUGCUGCUGGCUCUCUUGAUAAGGAGGAACAAAGCAAACCCCUAGGUUGCUUAAAAAUAAUCUGAAUCUCUCAAGAAGACCAAAUGAAGAUAUAGAAAGACAAAGGAAAUAGUUUGAAAGGGCUUUUUUGGGGAAAUGCAUAUUGGGAGGAAAUUAGCUCAGAGAAAAAGCCUCGCACCAAGACAGACACACCGUAUGUCUUGCUCACUAAUCGGAAAGGCUUUUACUUGAACUUAUCAGGCCAACAGGCUGAUGUUUUAUGAAUGUAUCUCAAGUUAGGGUUUGUCACUGCUUUACAGAGUCAUCAGACACGCCAAUCUGUCACCCCUUAGCACUUAUUCUUAAAGUAGUUUAACUUAAUAGAUCAACAUACCACUCUGAACAUGAGGCCAAGCCUCUGAAGUUGUAACCCUGGCUGUGUUUGAAUUUAGCCUUUACUGUCUUGCUAAGCUGCUGAAGUAAGGGUUUUAAUUGGGCUGCUCAUUCAUUUUUUUACUAACUCUUUCUGAUGCUGUGUUGAUCUGCGCUUUCAUGAAUGCACAAUUAAGUUCUACAGAAAGCCUUGUUGACGACACCACAGAGGUUGAAAGGAGGUUUUUAAUAGAUGGUUAGACAUGUUGGGAUAUAUAUGGAUAUAUGAAUGUGAAGCUACUGCCGGUUCGCUUAGCAUAGUGUAAAGACUGGAAAUACAGGGAAACGGCUAGCCUGGCCCAAACGUAACAAAAUCUGACCACCAGCACGUCUAAAGCUCACUAAAAGGUUAUAUCUGAUUGGUUUAUCUGCAUAAAAAUGAACUUUUGUUUUAAAAAGGGUUACGUGUUGGACUAUUUUCUUGGCCAGAAGCAAUGACUUCCUCCAGUUUCCAGUUCUUAUGCUAAGCUAGCGGUCUCUGGGCGGUAGACUUUAUAUAUUUAGUGUACACACAAGAGUGGUAUUAAUCUUCUCAAGUCUCAGCAAGAAGGCGGAUAAGCAUGCUUCCCAAAAUGUCAAAGUACUCCUCUAAUAGGACGACACGGGAAAAGAGCACUUCAGACCCCGAAAUACAUACAAACAAAGCUCUCAUAAGAAAUUUCUAUCGCAGCCUUCUUGAUUUUUAUCAGAAAUUGUUUUACCUGAGAAAGUUUACCUGACACUUAAAGUCACAGAGGUGCAGUGGCCUCUUAAACCCUGAUGAGUGAUUACAUUUCUGCCCUCAUGUAUACCUUCAAUUAGCUUACUGUCUGGACUGUCCUUUUAAUCACAUCCACUUCAAUCGCUUGCAUUAUUUCAGUAGCGUUACUUAUGUAAGAUAUUUUUAAAAUUUGGUUUGAACCCUGACUAAAUUCUUUAAGCAAAUGAUAUGUACUUUGUGAUUAUAUGCUAAACUAGCCCAUGGAUACCUUUACACCAUGAUGCAUUGCUAUGUACAGUUAGUUGAGAAUGCUCUGGCAGUGCUUUUCUUUUAUUAAUUUGUUCCUCACAAGACAAUCUUAGCUGGCCAGCAGUGAUGAUACAGACUCUGAAACUUUAUCACUUAGUGAAUGCUUUACCACUAAACUGACUGUGUAACUUUGAUCUAAACAAGUUUACUGUAUCACCUCCAAUACUCAGGUCUACUGAAGCUUAUCACAUCACCAAAUGUCUUAGUGCAACGCAGUAUGUUGUGAACACAUCAACGUCUUAAUCUCUCCUAGAGCUGAAUGUACAAUGGACAAACUGUGAUUUCCCAACCGAGCCCUUCGUGUGAAGAGCUUUUCCCGUUCUAAUGCCUUUAUGGAAUGCUGUGGUAUGUUCACGUACAAUUUGCGGGAAGAGCUUUAAUGUGUUAUUCCUUCCCUCUACAGACCGAGCGAACCAUGUGCCUUAAUAUGCCACUAUUAAAUCUGGACAACACGAGUGUCUGGAUUAUUGCAGUAUCAGCAAUGUACAUAUUACGAUGACUGUGCCAUUACAAGUGUUUUUUCUCUUCUGUAAAUCAGAGAACUUAGAAUGAUAACGUUGCAAUAAAGUUUACAUUUUCUUACUUCA